AUGGCGGCCACUGAAGGUGGAGCUGUGGUCUCUUCUCUCUCCGUUGUGGUGGCGGUGACCCUCCUCUUUCUCGCCUCCGGGGAGGAGCUGCCCAGGAUAACGCACCACCCUGAGAACGGGGGGAUGCUCAGCUUGCUGGUCGUCGGAGACUGGGGGCGGCGAGGCCUCUACAACCAGUCUAACGUCGCCGCGCAGGUCUCUCCUAUCCCAUCUUCAUUGAAUGGUCUUCUCCUCUCUCUCUCUGACGGAGGGAGUAUCUGGGAUUCCGGCAGAUGGGGAAGGCCGGCGAGCGGCUGGGCAUCGACUUCGUGGUCUCCACCGGCGACAACUUCUACGAGGAUGGCCUCACCGGCGUCGACGACCCCGCCUUCAUGGAGUCCUUCACUUACCUCUACACCGCCGCCAGCCUCCAGAAGCCCUGGUACAGCGGUGAGCCUCCCACACUCUCCCUCUUCGUAGAAGCCCGUAGCCAUUAAUCAAUUCCGUGGUCUCGUCUCCUCCAACAACCAAGACCAAUGUUUCUGACCAUGAAUACCAUUCUUUUCUUUGCCUAUCCUUGAUUGAUGAUAAAAAUAUUCUCAUGAUUCGAUUGGUUGCGCCAUUUAUCUGAUUUAUCUAUUGAAAAAAUCUAAGAAUUGGUCAAAAGUUGCUUUCGAGGUUGCUUUUUUUUAUUUUAAAAAAUCGAAAUAUCUAAAACUCAGAUUGUUCUAUUACCACCCCAGUACUAGGAAAUCAUGACUACCGAGGAGAUGUGAUGGCACAACUAGACUCAGCGCUGAGAAUUAUCGACACCCGGUGGCAGUGCAUGAGGUCCUUCAUCCUCGACACUGGUAACCCACCAACCAUAUCAAUAGAUACCACCACCGCCACCAUCAUUACUAAUAAUAGUAGGUCUGAUGAGUUAUCGGCGGCGGUGGAGCAGGGGUGGCGGAGUUCUUCUUCGUGGACACGACCCCCUUUGUGGUGCAUUACUGGGAGAACCCAGAGGACCACCAGUACGACUGGAGGGGAGUGGCUCCCAGGGAAGCCUACGUGGGCAAGCUCCUCAAGGUAGGAGAAGGAGGGGCACGAGGAGGGGGGGGGGGGGUUGACCAGGGAGGUUGACUAUGGGCUCUCUGUGUAGGAGCUGGACAUGGCGCUGGCGGCAUCGGCGGCUAGGUGGAAGUUCGUAGUGGGGCAUCACACCAUCAGGAGCGUGAGCGACCAUGGCGACACUGAGGAGCUUGUGGAGCUUCUCCUUCCUAUUCUUCAGGUAUUCUAGUAUCUCCUUCCUUGUCUUGUUUGAGGCCCAGAGCUAUGAUGAACAAGAAAGCUUCAUUUCUUUUUAUAGUAUUAGAGAGAGAGGGAGAGGGAGAGGGAGAGGGAGAGGGAGAGGGAGAGGGAGAGGGAGAAUUAUUUAGGAAGCAGAUGACUACCUGUGUGAACAAUAUGUAUGCUCGCCUCUAUGUCGUAAUGAGUAGGGCCAAUAGUCCCUUCCUCAAGCUUACACUGAAUAUCAUGUAAAAAAACAUUUUUAUUUGAUAACUUAUUUCAGAUUUUUUCCAAGAAAUGUCUGAUAAUUUCUUUAGCCGAGUUCCUUAACAACAUUUUUAAUGAUACAGAGAAGGAACGUCGACCUCUACAUUAACGGCCAUGACCACUGCCUUGAGCACAUCGGAAGCCGCCACAGGUUGCCCUCUCAAUGCCUCGUGAUGAUCCCCAUCACAUCAAAUUCGUCGCUAGCCAUCCUCACUAUACACUUCCUCUUCUUCGUCUUCCUCGUCUCCCAUUUAGCUCGUCUUUUUCUCCCUCAUCCCUAUACCUCUCCUCCGUCUUCCUUUCCCCUCAGUUGUCUUCUUCUUCUCAUCGUGCAGUCAGCUACAGUUCCUGACCAGCGGAGGAGGAUCAAAGGCAUGGAGGGGUGUCUUCGCACCCAACACAGACGAGGUGCGGUUCUUCUACGAUGGUCAGGGCUUCAUGUCCAUGCAGGUGACCCCAUCCCAUCUGGAGGUCGUCUUCUAUGACGUCCAUGGCCGGGCUAUUUAUACCUGGGGAACCAGCAAGGACCUUCUUCACCCCUUCGUGUAG
This is a messenger RNA of Spirodela intermedia, 2067 nucleotides long. Lineage: Eukaryota; Viridiplantae; Streptophyta; Magnoliopsida; Alismatales; Araceae. The record is from the annotation of a GenBank genome assembly.